Branchiostoma floridae (Florida lancelet) is the source of this 2337-nucleotide messenger RNA. RefSeq lists its product as uncharacterized. The record is from RefSeq and is a predicted model, not a curated record. Lineage: Eukaryota; Metazoa; Chordata; Leptocardii; Amphioxiformes; Branchiostomatidae. Gene Ontology annotation, molecular function: magnesium ion binding; thiamine pyrophosphate binding; calcium ion binding. The transcript is spliced from 13 exons. The coding region runs from base 424 to 2337 and encodes 637 amino acids.
CAUUACUUCUUAUAAGAGAGGCCGUGUGGAGACUUCCCAUGGAAAGACAACCCAGAUAUAACGGUGGACUGCGACUACGACUACCGAGAGACCUGGACCUGGCCCAGUCUGGUGUAUAUCCGCGGCCGCUGCCGUGUCUCCUGCCUGGAUGCCGAUUUGCUGGUUGGGCCUUCGGGAGACAGAUACGGUAACUACCGUGAAUAUUACUGCAGCGCCAACAACGCCAGCUGGACCGGAACCGAGCCUGUCUGUAUCGGUGAGUUCGACAACACCACAGUAACAGAGAGCGUGGCGAACCGAGUCCGGCUGGUGGGGGGAGACUUCUACGGCUGCGUGGAGCUGUACGAUGACGUCACACAGCAGUGGGGGCCUGUGGUUGGGUUCAGCUUUCUUAGAUAUCAGUCGCCAGUGUGGGAGUCCAGGAUGGCCUGGGCUGACCUAGCCUGCAGGGACGUCGGCUAUGGUGGGGGUUUGGCCACUUGGGCGUUCCUUUCGGGUAGUUCCUCGCAAAUCGAGAUAUCAAGGCACUUUCACCCCUCCUACUCCAGAUCUAGCCGGACGGGUCCAAACUUCUUCCUGAACACGGGUUCUGCCGUGUCUGCGGGAGGAGUUCAGCACCUGUACGACACGGUGUGGAGGGUGGUCCGGGGGGACUGCACGACGACAGAGAGCAGCCAGGACUGUGAUCGGUACCUGAUGUGUUUGGCCUGUCAGAAGGAACCAGAAAUCCAGGGUGACGUGUCCUGUAACGCCACCUCCAUGUGGGUCAGCUUCCGCCGGGAGGAUCUAGUCCGCCAUGACGAGUCCAGCAUGCACCUGCGCGACCCAUCAUGCAUUGCAGAGAUCAGCGACACUCACGUUACCUUCAUCACUGCCCUUGAAGAAAGUGGGACAACAGCGGCGGAAGACGGCGAAACCAACAAGAUCGUCUACAUCAAUGACGUGUUCGCACCGCUGCUGCAAAGUACCCCGGAUGGAGAUGACGUCAUCACCAGGACUACGGAGGACCGCUGGACAUUCAGCUGUCAUUACGUCAGAGAUGACUCCGUGGCUGUCGGCGCUCUGUUUCCGGUUCCGGCUUCAAGCGUGGUGAUUCUGCACGGAGACGGGAGCUUCACCUUCAGCAUGAACCUGUACCGGUCAGACAGCUUCUCCCAGCCUUACGGGCAACCGGACUUCCCUGUGGAGGUGUCUGUGAGUGAUGACGUGUACUUCGGCAUCUCGGUGGAGGCGGCCGGCUCCGGACUGGUCCUGUUUGUGGACAACUGCAGAGCGACGCCGUCCGCGUCCCCUGGCGGAUCUACAGAGUACUACAUCAUACAGGACGGCUGCCACCAGGACGACACCCUUCAGGAGUUCACCCCCGCCUCGGCUACUUCUGCGCAGUACGGCAUCUCUGCCUUCAAGUUCUCCAACGAAUCACUGCCGUACGUUUAUCUGCACUGUGACGUCAUGGUGUGUCUGGAAAACAACCCCGACUCCAGAUGUGAGCAGGGCUGCGUCGACACGCGCAGGCGCAGACGGGCUUCAGACGGCGGUGUGGAGGAACGCGCUACCCUGGUGCAGGGGCCCAUCGUCCUGGUUCCUGAUGCCACUCCGGACGGCUGUGCUGACAGUUGUCACCUACAUGCUUCCUGCAACCCCGGAACAAGGAGAUGUGUGUGCGAACCUGGGUGGGUUGGAGACGGGGUCCACUGCCAGGAUUUUGACGAGUGCACGAUCGUGUCCUGCGGCGUCCAUCAGCGCUGCGUCAACAUGCCCGGAAGUCACGUGUGCGAGUGCAUGCCGGGUUUCAUUCAGGUGGAUGGGAGCUGCCAGGCCGUGCAUGCGUACCGGUCUACCAGCCGCCUAUUGGCCCGAAGCUUCACCCCGGAGCUGGAAGAUCAUGGGAGUCAGGAGUACAGGGACCUGGUGUCAGAGGUCACCAGCACGCUGGAGUCCCUGUACCGCCGGACGAGUCUGGCCGGAGACUUUCUCAGCGUCAUCAUCAUCGCCUUCCGGCCCGGCAGCGUCCUCGUGGAUCACGUGAUCAACAUCCGGGCUUCCGCGGACUUCUCUCCUGCCAUGACGUCAGAAGAGUUCAAGGUCGUUGUGGAGAAAGUCAACGGAACAGCGCUGGGCAUAGACAUGGGGAGUGGCGUCACCAUCACGGACUAUGACGAGUGCUCGGAGCCGGAGAAGACCGACUGCUCCCCGCACGCCGCCUGUCUCAACACCGUCGGCUCCUUCUCAUGCAGAUGCAUCAUGGGGUACCAGGACAAGUCCCCGGAUGUGACCUCGCGCCCCGGGAGGGUCUGUGAACCGGAAGCCGGUAGGCGAGCUCUUGUCGUAUUUUGA